Messenger RNA from Capra hircus (goat), 2323 nucleotides. RefSeq names its product potassium voltage-gated channel subfamily J member 5 (gene KCNJ5). The transcript is spliced from 3 exons. The coding region runs from base 214 to 1473 and encodes 419 amino acids. The record is from RefSeq and is a predicted model, not a curated record. NCBI's taxonomy places the organism in Eukaryota, Metazoa, Chordata, Mammalia, Artiodactyla, Bovidae. Gene Ontology annotation, biological process: regulation of monoatomic ion transmembrane transport; potassium ion import across plasma membrane. Gene Ontology annotation, cellular component: plasma membrane. Gene Ontology annotation, molecular function: G-protein activated inward rectifier potassium channel activity.
UUGAGACUGGAGGGGGCUGGCGAGAGACGGGAUGGCUUAGAAGCCUCUGCGCACAGGACCCACGCAGGGAGAGGCUCUCCGCAGAGUCCGAGGCAGCCCGAGAUGGCUAGUGCUGGAGGGUCCCCUCCAGGGCCCUAGCUCCCCUGCACCGCCUUGGAGGGACACCCUAGAAGUUAGCAUCAGUGGGACUUGGAAGCUCCGAUCUCAACAAUCAUGGCUGGCGAUUCUAGGAAUGCCAUGAACCAGGAUAUGGAGAUUGGGGUCACUCCCAGGGACCCUAAGAAGAUUCCCAAACAGGCCCGAGAUUACAUCCCCAUUGCCACCGACCGCACGCGCCUCCUGUCAGAGGGCAAGAAGCCGAGGCAGCGCUACAUGGAGAAGAGCGGCAAGUGCAACGUCCAUCACGGCAACGUCCAGGAGACCUACCGCUACCUGAGCGACCUCUUCACCACCCUGGUGGACCUCAAGUGGCGCUUCAACCUGCUUGUCUUCACCAUGGUCUACACCAUCACCUGGCUGUUCUUCGGGUUCAUCUGGUGGCUCAUUGCUUACAUUCGGGGUGACCUGGACCACGUCGGGGACCGGGAGUGGAUCCCUUGUGUAGAGAACCUCAGCGGCUUCGUGUCUGCUUUCCUGUUCUCCAUCGAGACGGAGACCACCAUCGGGUACGGCUUUCGGGUGAUCACCGAGAAGUGUCCGGAGGGCAUCGUCCUCCUGCUGGUCCAGGCCAUCCUCGGCUCCAUCGUCAACGCCUUCAUGGUGGGGUGCAUGUUCGUCAAGAUCAGCCAGCCCAAGAAGAGAGCUGAGACCCUCAUGUUUUCCAAUAACGCCGUCAUCUCACUUCGAGACGAGAAGCUGUGUCUCAUGUUCCGGGUGGGUGACCUCCGCAACUCGCACAUCGUGGAGGCCUCCAUCCGCGCCAAGCUCAUCAAGUCCCGGCAGACCAAGGAGGGCGAGUUCAUCCCCCUGAACCAGACCGACAUCAACGUGGGCUUCGACACAGGGGAUGACCGCCUCUUCCUGGUUUCCCCGCUCAUUAUCUGUCACGAAAUCAACGAGAAGAGCCCUUUCUGGGAGAUGUCACGGGCCCAGCUGACCCAGGAGGAAUUCGAGGUCGUGGUCAUCCUGGAAGGGAUGGUGGAGGCCACAGGCAUGACUUGCCAAGCACGGAGCUCCUACAUGGAUACCGAGGUGCUCUGGGGCCACCGGUUCACACCAGUCCUCACCUUGGAAAAGGGCUUCUAUGAAGUGGACUACAACACGUUCCACGACACCUAUGAAACCAACACGCCCAGCUGCUGUGCCAAAGAGCUGGCAGAAAUGAAGCGGGAAGGCCGGCUCCUGCAGUACCUCCCCAGCCCUCCACUUCCAGGCGGCUGCGUUGGAGCAGAGCUGGGUGCAGAGGCGGAGCCAGAGGGAGAGGAAGAGCCUGAGGGUCUGAGUGGGUCCCAGGAGACCAAGGGCUCUGCGUGAGGAUGGCACUCUCCCCGUGACCUCCCCUCAUUCCCCUCUGUGCUCCCUUCUCAUGAGCACAGAGGCUGCAGGGCUGGGGUUGAAGGGCUGAGUGGGCUGGGUUGUGUGAAUGUGCUGAGUGUGCUGUUUUGGGGGUGGGGGUGGCCUUUAAGGCUCUGUGGGGAAGAGUAGUAACCGAGUCCUGGCACCUCCCAGCCCAGGAUCUAUUGGAGCAGGUGGUUUCCAGCUGGUCCCCAUGGCAGUGCUGUCUCUCCUCCCCAGCCUCUGUCACAUGGGGUAAGAGCCAGACCAGGAGGGCUUGUCUCACAGUGAAACACCCAGGUGGCCUCUGUCCUAACACCUCUCUCUGCCAACUGGCCCAGAUCACCUUCCUCUUGGGGUUUCACAGCCCAACCAGCAGCCUCCUCCCGCUGAGGGCUGACACCUAGAGAAGGCUGCUGCCCCCUUCCCCUCAUUCUGGCCAUCGUGGAGCCUGUUGUGGUUUCAGGGUGGGAGACUCCUCCAAUCUGGAAACUCCAAUCCCCGGUCCCCAGGGUAGCUCACAGACCUCAGUCGUUCAGGUCACAUAGAGUCCCUUGCAAAUCUGCCACCAGUGACCACUCAGAGCACUAAGGCCCUCACCGCUGGAUCUCAGCAUUACCUGUGAAGUGUGUGCUUUCCUGCUGUGUUCUGCAGGUCCUAUGUAGCCUGCAGACCACUGCUCUCCUUAGGGUGACGUUUAGUCGGGGUCACUUCCUAGCCGCCCCAGCCAUACCGUGCCUGCACCUCCCACCAAAGAGAGAACCCCAGCAGCUGGACCUGUGCUAGGACAUCUGGCCCCAAGAAUCUCAAAGUGCUUCUCACCUUCACU